GUAACAUUUAUACUCGUCCGUGUUACUUUAGCAGAGGUAAACUCGUUACAUUUACACCUCCGUGAUGAUGCUAUAAUAAGUUCUCCGAUUAAAGACAUCGGCAAGAUCCAAAAGACUUCAGACGAUAAAUGUUAACAUUACAUUAGAAUUUGAACAAUUCCAGCACUGUUCAUUUCUAAAAGCACUGGAAACUAAAAUGGUGUCGCGGCGACAGAAGAAAUUAUGGAAGUAUGUGGAAGAAGGAAGCCUCUUAAAGUUGAAGUCCUAUCUGCGGAAACAUUCUGACCUCACGCCAAACUUUUCACAAGGUAAAAGGAUAAGGACCCCUCUCCAUCUAGUAUGCUGUCAUGGUGACGAUGCUAUUCUCAGGCUCUUGUUGCAGUAUGGGGCUGACCCCCUCCAAAAAGACAGACAUGGAAACACUGCCUUGCAUACGGCCGUCAAGAGAGCGCUAAAGCACGGGAAAAGAGCUUAUGAUGACCUGGUUGUUCCCCUGCGCAAAAACUGUCCCGACGCCUUGGAUGUGCCUAAUAAAGCUGGUGUAACGCCUAAGGAUAUGCUUCAGUGGGUGAAAUUUGGCAUGAGAGCACCUGAAGAAAGGCUUUCUCAACCUCAGAAUGCAGAGAGAGAGUGGAGGGAGAAACUCCUAGGAGAAUGCCAGGAUGAGUUCACUGAGACGUUUGGCAAGUAUGACGAUGAUUUCAAGUCAGAUUGUAAAGAGGAAGAGGAUAUUGAGGAGGACUUCAUGAGCUGGGCUGACCGCAUCCGCCAGGAGUACCUGGCCCAGCAGCACGCCCGUGCUCAGAGGGAGGCUGCAGCCCACAGCAGAAGGAGAAGGAGAGAGGGUCCGAGUGAGGAGGAGCAGGCGAAGCACAAGGAGCAGCUGGAGCGCCUGCAGAAAGAGCACAUGGAGUACCUGCAGCGGGCGGCGCGGAAACAGGAGGAGACGCGGCAGGGGAAGAAGCAGCGCUACGAGGAGCGAUGCGCCAGCACCUUCGCCUCCAACAGUGCCGGCGGCUCCUCCCAGAAGCAGCUGAGCUACGCCGACAUCCCCUGGCCGGCCCAGCACGGCUCCGUGAAGGACAUGCUGGAGGUCAUGCUGCACGGUGCCGACCGGGCCGACGUGCCGGCCUUCCGGAAGCUUCUGAAGAGGCAGCAGGCCAUCUGGCACCCGGACAGGUUCACCCAGCGCUGCGGCGAGCGCCUGGAGGAGGCGGACAAGCAGAGGAUCCUGGACACGGUCACUGCCCUCUCCCAGGAGCUCAACAGCCUAGCACAGAGUCUCAGGUGACCCGCCCCGAUGGGGUGAGGAGAGGACACAUGAAGCCUUACACACUUACUCAGGAUCCAUUACUGCAUGUUUGGCUCAGGGCGAAGGAAGCCUAAACAUGCAGAGUUAGAGCUAAAAGGAAUUUGUGAUCCAUCAUUCAAAUGAAUGUGCCAUGUUGUUAUUUGACUGUUUUGAGUGAGGAUGCAAUGCAUCUACAAGCACUGGAGUCAGGAGUCUCAUAUUUAAACAGACAACUUUAUUUUACACUGCAGUGAUAACUAUUUUAUCAACAGAGUUGUUCACAAGAAACUGAAAGACAAAACAUGCAGAGGUUGAGGGAGGCCUUGCGUGUCAAACACUGUCAGUUGACCCAGAGGUGAUGAAAUCCCCUAUUGCCCAAGGAAUAAAACUAACCACAUGUACAUGGUUUAUAUAUAAACUAGGCUCUCAACCAGUUUGGAUUAUCAUUGAAAGCCUAGUGCAACCCCAUGGUUAGUCAGCUUUUUAGUUAAUAUGUUUUAACCAAAGUCUAUCCCAUAAAGCAGUGCUCCAAAUGACCACCUCCUAGACUCUCAUGCUUUCUUUGCAGUAGGUAGUUAUUCAUGACAUUACUUUGUUUCUUGAUUAAGGGUCCAGUUUGUUCUCGCUUGUUGCCUGGCAAUUUUGCAAGAGGUUAUGUUUGUUUCAACACAUAUCUAUCAAAGCAUUACCUUUCACAUUAUAGCUUGGAAAUAAACCAUGAAUGACACAAGGACAACACUCGUUGUGUGGAAUACAAAUUCCAAAUAACCUUGUAAUGUUUAGUAGGAAAUUAUGUUUUAAAUAAUGAUGUACUCAUUCUGUUUAGACAGCUGUUUUGUAAGGACAAUUUAAGUGUUUAUUCAUGCUUGCGGUUCCAGUUGCAAGUAUCGCACACCAUGUUCAAUAGGGUUACCAAGAUAGUUGUUCUGGACACUUUCACUUUCAGAUUGAUAUCACCAUAUAACACCAUACUCACCGUAUGGUUACUAGGUUCUUGUGUUACUAGUUCUUCCUACUAAAAUAAUUACCAACAUGUUAUGACCAGGAGAUAUAAACGGCCCAUAUAAAGUAGCCAUAUUGUAAACAUACAGUGAACAAUGUUUAUGCCUGCGGAUACUGAGCAUAACUAAUUCAACUCUGUCAAUACAGUUGACAUAUUUACAUCUACUGCGCAGUACAUGACACCAUCAACAGUCUCGA
This is a messenger RNA of Clupea harengus (Atlantic herring), 2491 nucleotides long. RefSeq names its product nuclear factor of kappa light polypeptide gene enhancer in B-cells inhibitor-like 1 (gene nfkbil1). NCBI's taxonomy places the organism in Eukaryota, Metazoa, Chordata, Actinopteri, Clupeiformes, Clupeidae. Gene Ontology annotation, molecular function: protein binding. Gene Ontology annotation, biological process: negative regulation of canonical NF-kappaB signal transduction. The record is from RefSeq and is a predicted model, not a curated record.